AUGGCGGGCAUGGGCAUGCCCAGCUGGAUGAAGCGCCCAUCGGAGGGCCAAGCAUCGGAGGCCAAGCGCGCCAAGGGCAGCGAGAAGGGUGGCGGCAAUGGCAACAAGGGCCCCGUGGCGAAGGCCAAGGGCAAGGACACGGACGACUUCAGUCUGGUGCUAUCUGGGGCCCGCCAGAUCGCGGCGCUGGAGUGCGCCACUUACCAGAGCUACGUGGUGCCAGAAGAGGCAGUGGACUCCAUCGGAAGCAUUCUCAAGCAGGCGGGCGACGACUACAACUCGGUGGAAACCAAAAAGCGCGGGCCCCCGUACAUCACGACCUUCGUGACUCUGAUCAACCACAUCAUGGACCAGACGAAGGAGGGUGCGGCGGAGUCGGACAGCAAGGUGCUAUCGGCCCUGAAGACCUACUGGGCGACCUUCGUGCACGCGAGCACGCCGACCAAGAUGGGCGAGCAUGUGCUGCAUUUCAGGUACAAGAGAGCCAGGAAGGACGCGCCGAAGGCCGAGGGGAUCAUGCACACAGCUCUGGCGCUCAAUCAUCAGGUGAUCGGAGAAAUGCGGACGGCCGUGCUGCAGUGGAUGAUGGCGAAGAGGGGAGUGACUCGCAUCACGGGUGGAGCGAUGGCUGCUGCUGCCGCCGGCGCCGUGCCCGCGCUGGACGGAGUGGACCAGGUGGCGUACCUCCUGUAUGCAGUCCCGGGGGCGCCCCUGUGGCACCAGCGCUGGAACUUGGGGCGGGUGGUGUCCUGUCCGAGUGACGCGAUCUUGGCAUCGCCGGACCACCAGGUGCAGUGCGAGGUGGUGGACGGGACGUCGGCCGACAUCAGCGCGGUGAGGUGGGCGCCCGCCCUGGCCCCCAGGCCACCGGGCGUCGUGCGGGCCUACCGCUUCGCGAGCCCCCCGACCGCGGCGGAGGUGGCGGCCUGGCUCCCCGACGCCCAGGCCGAGGCUCGGCGCUGCUUUGCUCGGCGCCACCCGGGCGUGGCCGUGCCGGCGCCCGUCUUCGAGGCGUGGCCCUGGGCUGCGCCGGGGGCGCCGGCUGCCGCCGCCGGGCCCGCCCCUCCCGCGGGGGCCCCCGCCGCCGGGCCGCCGGGCGGAGGAUGGGUCGUGGUGCCAGCGGGGGGCCCGCCGCCCGCCGCGGCGCCCGUCGCCCCGGCACCCGCGCCCCUGCCGGGCGGGGUGAUGCGCCGAGGAGGUGCGGCCGCGGCGGCUGCGCCGGCCGCGGGCGGCGGGGAGGCGGGCGGUGCGCCGGCGCCCGCGGGAGCAGCGCUCGCAGCGGCCGUAGUCGGGGCGGCCCGACCCCUGGUGCUGGCGGGAGGCGCUGGCGACGCCGCCCCCGCCCCUGUGGGGAACUGGCGCGUCGCCCAGGAGUGGAGGGGGUACCACUACGGCGAUGUGAUCACCCCUCCAGCGGGCUUCGCUGGGGCGGGCACUCCCGCCCGCGGAGUCGUCCUGCUCGCAGACGGGUCGUCUCUCUUCGUCGAGUGGGUGGCCAUCGGUGACGAGUCGGACUUCGCCGACCGGGCGGUGGCGCCCGACUGCCGCCUGCUGCCGGUCCGCCUCGAUCGCGCGGGCAGGCCCUUCCGGACGCUCGAGAACCUCGUGGAGAGCUGCCGCCAGGGGCGCUCUCUCGAGUCCCACUUCGAGCACUUCAAGAAGCUGUGCGGCCUCCAGGACACCCAGUGGGGCAUGGAGGAGUACGCCAGUGUGAUCAGCUACCUGAAGGCGUUGCUCCAGCACGAUCAGGUGGACGCGUCCAACAUCCUGUCGGUGGAGAUGAUGUUCCGCCGGCUCCAGACGAUCGAGUACUGCUACAGCGACAAGUUGCGCGAGAGGACGGCGGGCUCUUCCGCGGGGAGGCUCACCGCCGACGAGCAGGCCGCCUUCGGCGCCACCGCCCGGGCCGAGUCGAGGCUCAUGGUGUCGCCCGCGCUCCUCGAGAGCGCCAAGCAGAAGCUGGAGCGCGACGCCUCGCUGGCCAAGAGCCUCCUGAAGGCGCGCGAGGCUGGCGUAGUUGAGUUGACGCUCGAGCGAGCUACCGAGGUGGUGGAUUGCUUCUUUGUAAAGAAGGGGGGCGGCAAGCAGCGCCUGGUCGUCGACUGUCGACGGUCUAAUCAGCAUUUCGAGCCGCCCGCCCCUGUCAGCUUAGUGUCUGGCGAUACCCUCGCCCAGGUGCAUGACGACGAAUCUUUCGGUCAGCCCGUGUUUAUCGGCCAGGUCGAUAUAAAAGACGCUUUCUAUCACAUGGAGCUCCCGGAGGGGCUCCGCCAGUUUUUCGGGCUGCGUAAAAUUCGGGCCUCGUGGGCGGGCAUCUCUCACGUCCAGGGAGUCCGGGUGUCCCCGGGGACCUGGGUCACCCCUCGGAUGCGAGCCCUGCCCAUGGGCUGGUCCUGGGCCCUCUGGUGGUGCCAGGCGAUCCACGAGCGGGCGGCCGAGGAGGGAGGAGUGUCUCGUGCCCUCGAGUCUCGCGGGCUGCCUCUGCAUAAAGAGUCUGUCUCAUGUGAUCGGGCCGUCGUGCUGGGGUGGGAAAUCGAUUGCCUUCGGCGCACCUUCCGCCCGACCCCCGAGCGCGUCUGGAAGGCUCGUCUCGCCAUUCGGGGUCUUUUGGCGCGGGCCUCGGUCUCUGGAGGGGACUUGGAGCGCCUCCUGGGCCAUCUGUGCUUCAUCGGCCUGUGUAGGCGAGAGUCGCUCAGCGUCUUCAAAUAUUGUUACAGGUUCUGUGAGGCCGCGCGGAGAUGCCCAGCCCGGGGGCCUCGGGCCCUCUGGGCCUCAGCACGAAAGGAGCUCGACAUCUGGGACCGUAUCGCCCCGCUCAUCUGGGUCAACACUUCAGCGGGUACCUGUCCGGACGUCGUCGUGGUGGACGCGUCGCCGUGGGGCCUUGGGGCCGUUCGGGGACGACCGCCGGUGGCCCUGGUCAAGGAGGCCUGCCGUCACUCGGAGCGUGCUGGGGCUCGGGAGGCGGCCCGGGAGGGGCGGCCACCCCGUGAGCGCGCUUUCGCCGCGGCCGCUGCGCAGCUGCACGGGGGUGAAGGGGAGGCCGACAGGCGGAUCCUGAUGGAGCUCGUGCGGCCCCAGUCUCGACACGACCGACCCGAAAGCGAGUUCGACCGCCGGCACCGGAAGCCGUUCGAGGACGUCCCCUUGGACCUCUUGAGGGCCCCCUGGAGGGUGUGCGGGAGGCAGAGGUGGAAACGGCCCUCGACGUCUAUGCCGGCCCUGGAAGCGGAGGCGCUUUUGUACGGGGUUCGCCACCUCCUGAGGUCCGUCGCCAACUUGGGCUCGAGGCUGCUCGUGAUAGGGGACUCGAUCUCCGCCUCCCUGGCCGCCACGAAGGGGCGGUCCUCCUCCGAUGGCGUGCUCUCGGUGACUCGCCGACUGGGCGCCCUGCUGUUGGGGACCGGCAGCCUCCUGCGGUCGCGCUGGAUCGCGUCGGAGCUCAACCCUGCGGACGGGCCGUCGCGCGGCCGUCCGGCGCCGAGCGACCCGCUUGCCGGCCUGCGGCGCGAGCUCGCGGCCGCCGCCGACGAGGGCCGCGAUGCUGGCGCGCGGCAGGUCCGACAGGCCCAGAUGAGUUUGCUCCGGAGGGCCUCGGUGUCGGCGAAGACGCAGGCCCAGUACUCUCUCUACCUGGCCGCCCUGCGCAGGUUCUGCAACUCCCGCGGGGACCACCCGAUCACCGAGGAGGAGUGGGACAACGCCACCGCGGGCUUGAUGGAGAUCAUGUUCAUGGAGGGCGGCUCGUUGAGCGCGGGCGAGAAGCUCCUGGCGUCGGUGCAGUGGGCCGAGCCCCGCCUCGGCAGGCUGGGGGGCGGGCGGAUGCCCAUCUGCCGGCAGUGCCUGCGAGGCUGGCGCCGUGCUGCCCCGGCGGGGGGCCGCCUGCCCCUGCCCUACGACGUGGUGGCGCUGCUGGCGUGCUGGAUGAUCUGCCAGGGGCUGAGACCCCACGCGCUGGCGAUCCUCAUGAUGAUGGAACUGUACUUGCGCCCGGGAGAGUUCGACCAGACGAUCGUCCUCGACCUCGACCGGCAGGCGGCGCUCGCGGACGCCCUGGUGCAGCUGGGGCUGGAGCGCAGCGAGGGGCCCUUGCUGGAUCUGUCGCCCAGCGCCCUGCGCCGGGCCCUGGACGAGGCCGCGGCAGCCUGGCGCCUGGGGCCCCUCGGGCCGCUCGACGCCUACCGCUUCCGGCACACGGGGGCGAGCGUCGACUUCGCGACCGGCGCCCGGCGGCUGGAGGAGAUCCAGCGCCGCGGGCGGUGGCGGUCCGCUCGGAGCCUCCGUCGCUACGAGCACGGGGGGCGACUGGCCGACCUCCUGCGCCGCCUGCCGCCCGACGUGCAGCGGGCGGCGGAUGCCAUCUUUGGGCCGCUGAGGGCGCCGACCAUCGCCGUGUUCCUCGAGUUGUUCGCGGGCUCGGGCCACCUGUCCGACGCCGUGGAACGGGGAAACGUCCCCACCUUGCGUUGGGACAUCUUGUACGGCCCCGCCUACGACCUGCGCGACCCCAGGAACGCCCGCCUCAUUCGGGGCUGGAUACGGGCGGGGCUCGUCUGCGGCCUGCAUGCUGGCUUUCCCUGCGAGACGUUCUCGCGGGCACGAGACCACCCCAACGGCCCCCCGCGGCUCCGGUCCCAGGAGCACGUCUGGGGCCUGCCCAGUCUCCCCGUCGGGGGCGCCGACUUCCAGAAAGUGAAGUGGGGCAACUUGUACGCGCGGCUCACGAUAUCCUUCUGCGUGCUGUGCUGCCAGUGUUUCGUCCCCUGGUCCCUCGAGAACCCCGCGCUGAGCUACGCGUGGCAGCUGCCGCCGAUGCUGUCCCUGCUCCAACGCCGGCAGGUCACGUCCCAGGUGAUCGAGUACUGCCGGUUCGGGGCGCCCUGGAGGAAGAGCACCAAGAUCGUAGCGUUUCUCCUCGACCUGGCGCCCUUGGCCAAGUUCAGGUGCGUGGGGCCCGUCUGUGUCCUCACAGGGCAGAAGCAUCAGGAGCUGUCCGGGAAAGACGCGUCGGGCAGGUUCCGCACCAAGUUGGCGGAAGCAUAUCCUCGGAAGCUCUGCGACAUCCUCGCCAGAGCGUACGCAGACGAGAAGGCCAGGUCCCGGGCUGGGCAAUUCUCCGCUCUGGUUGGACGGGCGGAGAUCGCCGAGCCCUUCAAGCAGACUCGACAGCGCCAGAACCCCGACAUAUGGGUCCACUGGCGGGCGGGCGAGGGCUCCCGGGAGGCCGCGGGCGCCAAUGCCUCGGCGACUGCGGCCUCGCUUCCGCCGCUGGUCUGCGGCUUCCCUGGCGGAUUGUCGGCCGGCUCCUUCGAGACGAGCGUGCCUUUCGAUGCUGAGCUGCCACCGCCGCCCUUCACCCUGCUGUGUCGGGUCAGGGUCUGGGAGCAGGUGACGCCUGGCGUCCAGGUCAUCGUGGGGUGGUCCCAGGGGCAGACGCACAACGCCGUGGAGCUGCGCCUGCGGCCGGACGGGAACCUGGAGUACGGGGAGCUGGCGGACAGCAAGUUCGGGACCGUAUCCGCGCGCCCCCCUGUGCGGCUGGCCGACGGCGACUGGCACGUGUUGGCGGCCACGCGGGGGGCCGGCGGCCAGGUGGCGCUGUUCGCCGACAUGGAGUGCGUCGGCUCCGGCACGCUGCCGUGGCGGGAAAUGCCGCCCAGCCUGGACCCGUGGGCCCGGUCUUCGAGGAUGUACACCCACGCCUACGACGCGUCGCUGUACGGUGAGGUCGCGCCCUUGCUGCUGUACAGCGGAGCCCUGACCCACGACCAGGUGGUCAAGGUCGGCCUGGCGCCCGCCUGCGAGGGCCUCGAGCUGGGCCCCCCCCCGGCAGGGCCGACGGGUGCGCCCUGCGAGCAGCUCGAGGGGGACGUCGGCACGGGGCGGCUGUCGCUGGGGCCCAAGGCUCCCGGGUGCGAGCCCGGGAGCGCGGGCGACCCGCCGCGGGAUGAGCAUUUCUGCGACGGCUGCGGCAGGCUGGAGCCCGCUGGCGAGGGCGGCCUGCACGAGGGCGCGUGGUACUGCUGGCCCUGCUGGAGCGCCUGGGGGGGCGAGGGCCGCCAGGCCGAGGCGUGGCCGGCGGGCGCGCGGGGCCGGGGCCCGCAGGAGCCGCCGCCGCUGCGUGGGCCCCGCGGUCGAGCCGACGAGGCCGACUGCUGGGGCCUCGAGUGGGAGGCCAGCGAGGAGGCGUGCGAGGGACAGGGCGUGCUGCUGCGGCCAGCAGCCCAAGCGGCGGCCGCCAAGGCCGAGGAUUACCGCAGGCGGGUCGCCAGCUACAAAGCAGCCGCGGCGGUCCAGCGCAGCAGGGGCACCUUCCAGUCCAAGGCCGCAGGCCGCUCGGUAGCCAUCUUUGCCCAGGGCGCCCGCCAGAGCAGGUGCCGCCCGCCCCCCUCUUGCGUGGAGAGCGCGUGCUGCCCGAUGAAGCGCCAGCUGGAGCCGGAGCACGAGGGCCAGCGGCCCUCGCGGAAGCCGCUGCUCUCAGCGGGUAUGCGAGCCUACCCGACCAGAGCGGUAGGCGCCGUGGCCACGUUCCUGGCAGGGUUCUUGGCGCACGACGUGCUGGGGCCCGCGCUGGUGCACGAGGCGAGCGGCCUGCCACCGCGCAGCGGGCCAGGCCACGAGCUGGAGGUCAGCUCGACCAGCAGCACCUCCACGAGCACCAGCGCCGCGCUGGCUUGCUUGUGCCCGGCGCCGCCGGCGCCGAAGGAGCCCGAGCCGUCGCCGCUUCGAGUGGCAGGCGCGGGGCUCGACGCGACCGUGGAGGUGCCGCUUGCCGUGGCGCUGGGUGUCGGGACGCUGGUGACGCUGGCCGCCGCUGCUCGCUGCUGGAGCCGAGUGGAGGAUCAGGCCGUGGCACGGAAGGUGUUCGAGCCGAUAGGUGAGUCACGGAUCCACUUGGCCUAG
Prorocentrum cordatum is the source of this 6903-nucleotide messenger RNA. NCBI's taxonomy places the organism in Eukaryota, Dinophyceae, Prorocentrales, Prorocentraceae. The record is from the annotation of a GenBank genome assembly.